AUGCAUCCAGCCCCUAGCCUGCUCGAGGCGCCUCCGAAGACGGAUGAGUCGAGAUCUCCCGCGCCUCCACCCGGGCACGGCGGCCCUCCAGUCGGCUCGACACAGCAGCCAGCGCCCCCGACCCCAACACAGUCGGUUUCGCCGCCAUUGAGGAAGGAGACCCCUUCUUUGAUCUCCGCCCAGGCUUCCGCUACCUCUCCAGCGGCCGGGACGGCCCGUCUAUCGCUCGAUGGUGCCAACAACACAUCGAGGCGGACCGGUCCCUUGUCCCAGCAGCAAAGAGAGAAGGCCGCUCUCAUCAGGAAGCUUGGCGCCUGCUCUGAUUGCCGGAGGCGUCGCGUCGCAUGUCACCCGAGCCAUCAUAACAUGACAUGGGAGGAUGCCGUGAAGAAAUAUCACCGGCCAUUGAGCCCGAGUAUCCCGGAAAUCGCCCCUCUUACUGGCGCCAGGCCCAUCAGCCCGGCCCCUACUGCGAACCAUACUCAUCCCCAUACCCAUGCGCAUAAUCACACGCAUAACCACGUAGGCCAUAACAAUCAUGUGAAUUCCGUGUUCAGGCGAGACUCAUCCGACGCCAUGGAUAUCGAUUCCGGGCCGACCCAAACCCCCACACAGUCGCCCCCUCAUAGCGAAUCGCGCCUCCGGACACCACUACCGUCAGGAAAGCCGCUAGCUGUGCCCGGGGUAGAUAGUCUUCGCGCGGUACUUGAGAGUCAUGCCUCGCGCAUCUUUUCCACUCCCCAUCGGGGCCGCUAUUCGGCAGCACAAGCCCUUCUUCUGUACUGGCAGGACGAUGACGAUGAACAGCUUAGCGCCACUGUGCAAGACCUUGCCGAUGUAUUCGAUAAGCAAUACCGAUACACAUUCCAGAGACAGAAGAUUCCAUCUCCCUCGGACGAGUGCAGAAACCCUCUCCGUUGGCUUUUGCAGCAGAUAACUGCAUUUGCCGACGACCGGGACCAGCGUGAUGUACUCAAGAUCUUAUACUACAACGGGCACACCUUUCUCGAUAGGAAUAAGGAGAUGGUGCUUGCAAGUUUAGGUUAUUGGAUCGGUAACCAGCCUACCUUUGCGGCGGAUCACACUGGCCCUCAGAUUCACCUAUCCAUGAGGUUAAAGGAUGAUUUCUUCGAUAUCGAGAACUGGGCGGAGUGGUUACGCGUUAUGCCUGAUGGCGUCAGAGAUGUUCGAGCUAGUAGUGUGUGGGGCUCGACCGGGCUUUGUUACUUCUCCGUGUUGUUUGAAUCGAUGCUCCCUAAGAAGAAGGGCGAAUAG
Parascedosporium putredinis is the source of this 1275-nucleotide messenger RNA. The record is from the annotation of a GenBank genome assembly. NCBI's taxonomy places the organism in Eukaryota, Fungi, Ascomycota, Sordariomycetes, Microascales, Microascaceae.